Molecule: messenger RNA, 2655 nt
Organism: Laccaria bicolor S238N-H82
Lineage: Eukaryota; Fungi; Basidiomycota; Agaricomycetes; Agaricales; Hydnangiaceae
Exons: 4
Coding region: 1-2655 (884 amino acids)
Source: RefSeq, a predicted model, not a curated record
AUGUUGCGAGUCAUGGGGGGGCCCUCGGUCGAUUGGAACAGACUCUAUGCAGUCCCACCCACCACCACCCCUACAUUCUUCAUGGAAGGUUACGACGGCCCCUCUCCCCCCAUUCCUCCCAUUACGUCAACCAUUUCUACAUCGGCAAAUUCGCCGCUCCCAGCCCAAUCUUCACUGCCCCCAAUAUCGGCAGACACACAAGCGUCACCUGUCCCAAUACCGAAUUCGUCGCUCCCAGCCCUGCCCCCAAUAUUGGCAGACACAUCUGUCCCGAUACCGAACGCUCCCCAAUGCCAAUCAACUCCAGAAGCCGGCCCAGCACCAGAAAAGAAGCCAGCCAAGCCCAAACCUCAACAAAGUCAAGCAAAACCCAAUGCCGGCACAAGCAGUGGGAGAAAGAGGAGAGGGGACUCCUUGGACGUCCGGCCAAGGAAGACCCGCAUUGUCAGUGCACAACACAUUGAGGAAAGCAGCGAUGAGGAGAUUCCCACGCUGAAGCCCAAUUCACGAAACUCAGGCAACACUGCCAAGCCGAGGUCGAAACAACAGCCAGUUGUCGAGAUAACAGUAAAGCCCAGGUCCAAAGCGACACCUCGGGUUAGCCCAGAGACAGCUACAAAGGCGGCACUAAAGGCCCAGGCAUCAGCAGAGAAGCUUGAAAAGCAGAAUGCGGCCAUUAAAAUGGGAGAAUACAAGCUUGCCAUUGAGCCCUGCGUAGCCUGCAGUAAACGAAAGGACAAAGAGACCGUCCCAUGUGCAGAGAGCACCAGCGGUGGGCUCGCCGCCUGUUUCACUUGCAACACGGGCAAGACGAAAUGCAGCAAGGCAGGGGGGAAUUCAAAGAAGAAGACUGAGGGAGAGGAGGCAGAGGAAGUGAAGAUCGUGGUCAAGAAAACCAAGAAGCGCAAGGCAAAGAAGGAUGAAGAAGCCAAGGACGGGGGAGAGAAGGGAAAGAAGAAAGCCAAGAAAUCGAAGGCUAAGAAGUCGGAACGAAUGGCAGAGGGAGCCGAGGACGGGGGAGAGGAGGAAAGUGUGGUUGUCGUUCAAAAACCCAAGACGAAGGCAACGAAGCAGGAUGUAGAAAUGGCCAAGGUUUCUGAGGGAGAGUCCUUCGAUUUCGAGUCUAUAAAGGAGGAGGAUUCAGAGAUGGUGGACAUGACCUCUGGUGUGGACGCCGAGGUAGGUACUUCUUCCCGACCUGACAAAGGCAAGGCACAGGCAACUCCAGCCAUCGUCAUUGAACAACCAACACCAACACCCCCAGUUCAACCCAAGUUGAGUCUGGCCAUGGAUGAAGUGCCCACCGUGCCCGAUGUUGGCCAAUCAUCAGGUAAGAGUUUAUCAAAUCAGUUUUUCCUUACUAACCAGCCUAGCUUCCCUCAUGCCCAACCUUGGGCAAUCAUCAGCAACAGGGAUCAUGCCCGACCUCAGGCAAUCAUCAGUUUUUCUUUUCUAACCAAGGUAGAUUUUGCUGCAACGCUCAUCAUGCCUGACCUCGGGCAAUCAUCAGGUAAUGCUGCAAUGCCCAUUGUGCCCGACCUUGGCCAAUUGUCAGCAAUGUACAUCAAGAAGGUGGAUUUCAGGUCCCACACUCUGCCACCGGCAUUCGACAUGCAUGCGAUCCAGCAUGAGAUCAGGAGACUCGGUCAAGAUCAGACCGACAUUCAAAACACUCUCCAUGAACAACAGGCUCAGCUGACCAUCGCAUCAGAGCAUACCAGCAUCGACCCGAGUGCUCUUCUCCCCCCAUUCGUGAACUCCACGUCACUCAGCCAAUGUCUGGCCUCCCUGGAGGAAAUGACCUGGAGACUUCAAGAGGUUGAAUCCGCUGGCGAUCGUCUUGCUGAACAAGUCAAAACUUUGGAAACAUUGUCGUGGUUCGAGGAGGAAAGAAGAAGCAAUGCAUACACUGCGAGGAUGGACCGAUUUGAAGACCUUCACCAAGCACGGUGGAAGGAUGCCAAAGCCAGGCUCCAAGACCAUCAGAUGGACUUGUGCACGAUAAGGGUUCAGCAUGACGCUUUUGAGGGGGAGGUCAGGAAUAUGAUGAAGGUCACGCCGGCUGCAUUGCAAGAACAAGUUGCGGCCAAACUUACAAACCGAGUCCACCAGGCCGAGCAAGCACAGGAGACUCUGACUACAUCCUAUAGCGCACUUACCAAGGGUCAGAUAAAACUUGGUAACCAACAAACGAUCGUGGAACAAAUUGUCCUCAAUCAUUUUGGCCACAAAAUCAUGACCGACACCCAGAUCGAUGUGACCAAGGGGACGGCUGAUAUUGGCAUCAACAUGAUGAAGGGUACUGUGGAUAUGGGCAUCAACACUGAUAAAUCAGCAGAGGAAUUGGUCCAAGCAUCGAGCCCAGCCCCAAUCCAGUCAGCAGCUCCUCCGACGCCGGCGCAAGCUUUGAGCCCAGCUCCAAUUCAAUCGGCAGCUGUGCAAGCUUUGAGCCUGCCUCCAAUUCAACCCACAGCUCCUUCAAAUCUGGUUCAAGCUGAGAGCCCGGCCCCAAUCUAUUUGGCUCCAAAGCCAGUUCAUGCAACACGCCGCGGCAGAUCACCCUCUCCCUUCACAGUUGGCACCAGGAGGUCUCCUUGGCUGAUAGCUUCAUCUGAUGAUCAUCCUUCGACUCCCAUUAAUGAAGACCCGCAAUAA